Colletotrichum destructivum is the source of this 1814-nucleotide messenger RNA. RefSeq names its product Putative short-chain dehydrogenase/reductase SDR, NAD(P)-binding domain superfamily. The record is from RefSeq and is a predicted model, not a curated record. Lineage: Eukaryota; Fungi; Ascomycota; Sordariomycetes; Glomerellales; Glomerellaceae. Gene Ontology annotation, molecular function: oxidoreductase activity. The coding region runs from base 573 to 1682 and encodes 369 amino acids. The transcript has a single exon.
GACGGCGGCGGUCGGUACGUACCGACGCCGGGAGCAAACUGGUGGGGGCGGAGAACGGCCCCACUUUUGACCCCGCAGCUCCCGGCUCCCGGUACAGCAGCAAAAACACAAGAGCGGAUCAUUCCAUCCGGGGGGUGGAAACAGUGAACAGUGCAGUGUGUGUGUGUCGUCAUGGCGAGGCUUCACUGACCUCAUCCGGGUGCAUAUGCGGUAUCGCCAUGCACGACUCACCUCAUGGAUACGUAACCGCGCUCGUCUCCCUAUGCGAGGGUCUAGACCGAGCCAGCGGUGGUCUUAUUCUUUUUCAUUUCUUUUUCAUUUUUUCAUUAAUCAUCAUCGAUCGUUUCCUGCACGAUUUGACGCAUGAAAUCCCGAUGACCGGCCAGAAAGAUUUCCACACCAUUGGAUUUAGACAGGAAUUUAAACAUAUUGAGCGUAUGCGUCCGUGACAUGAGAUUACACCGUCACAGAUACCGACAUUGAAACCGCACAAACUCGGACACCCUUUUUUGCCUCUCACCCCGGGUUCCAUUGGACCCCCCAAGCUACGCACUCGGCGUCAUCGGACGGUUAUGAGAUCAUCGGCCCCUAACGCCAUGCGCCUCGCCGCGCGAUGCGGGUAUAAGUGGUGCUCUCCGCACACAUCAUGGCGCCUUUGGACGUUCAAUACACUCACCACUGAGAAUUUCCGCACAUUUGACAACACGCACGCAACCAGAAGAACGUUCUUGUCUACUUCCACACCCACCAACCACAGAUACACACGCACAAUGUCGACAGACCAGAAGACGGCCGGCCCCGAGGGCAAUGCCCUCUUCACGCGCAGCCACCUGUUCGACCUGACCGGCAAGGUCGCCCUCGUCACGGGCGGCGGCACGGGCAUCGGCCUGAUGGCCACACAGGCCCUUGCUGCUAACGGCGCUCGCGUCUACAUCACAUCGCGCAACAAGGAGAAGAUCGAGAACGCGGCGUCGACGUACGGCGGCGAUGCCGUCGCGGGAGAGAUCAUCCCGCUGGUCGCCGACGUCACGAGCAAGGCCGACAUCGACCGGCUGACGAAGGAGAUCGAGUCGCGCGAGGAGUGCCUCGACGUGCUCGUCAACAACGCGGGCGUGUCGAGCUCCUCCAUUGAGGUCGAGAGCGAGGGUGCCGCGGAUAUGAAGGCCAGCCUCUUCGACGGCGGGGCGGCGGACUUUGACGACUGGACCGACACGUACCGGACCAACGUCGCGGCCGUGUUCUACGUGGCGGCGAGCUUCCUGCCGCUGCUGCAGGCGUCGACGGAGAAGCGGCGCGGGUGGAGCGGGACAGUGAUCAACAUCAGCAGUAUCAGCGGCAUGAUCAAGAAGUCGCAGCACCACUUCUCGUACAACGCGUCCAAGGCGGCGACGAUCCACGUGAACCGGAUGCUGGCGGAGGAGGUGGCGUCCAACGGAAUCAAGGUGCGGAUCAACAGCAUCGCGCCGGGCGUGUUCCCCAGCGAGAUGACGACGAAGGAGUCUGCCGACGAGCAGCAGAAGAGCGCGAUCCCCAAGGAAAAGUACGCCGACAAGGUGCCCGCGGGCCGGCCGGGCAAGGACGAGGACAUGGCGGCGACGGUGCUGUACUUUGCGUGCAACCAGUACCUGAACGGGCAGACCCUGGCCGUCGACGGGGGGUACACGCUCGCUGCUGGGUUGUAGGAGGGGGGACGCCGAGGAUUUAAUUCUAAUGAAAGCGGAGUUUUGUUAGUGGAAUACUGUAUGAGUGAGAAAGAAGAGUUGAAACGUAUCAUGACAAUAUCCAGGUGACGAUGUGAUAUGACAGAAUAUAAC